Messenger RNA from Ciona intestinalis (vase tunicate), 6114 nucleotides. Lineage: Eukaryota; Metazoa; Chordata; Ascidiacea; Phlebobranchia; Cionidae. The record is from RefSeq and is a predicted model, not a curated record.
CCAUUUAGGCUUGCACGUGUAAAAGAAACCGGUGUGCAUGAAGGAAACGAUUAUACCCGGUGUAUUUGGGCAAUUGUAUGGUAUUGGGCUGUACUUGAAAAAGAGGUCAGACGAAAAGGUUGAAUUUGAAAUAGUUCGCCAAAGCGGAAAGUAUAUAUACAUAUACACAACAAAAACAUUAGGAUCUCUUAGUGCAUAGAGUUUCUGUAAAGCAGAAAUUGCAGUCUAGUUUGAUCUGCAGCAUUUGUGUGACAGAUUCACUUAGGAAUACUAAGUGGCAGUAAUAAAAUGCAUCUGAUUUUCCGGGCGGCGUUGUGCUUUGUAUUUGUAUUCACUGCUAACGCAUUAAAAUGCUGGGAUUGCAACAACGCUCAAAGUUACAACGACUGUGUUAUAAACGGACGUUUGAAACAGUGCCAGCCAAACCAGAUGUCGUGUCAAACGGAAAUAAGAAGAGAUCCACAAGGAAUACGGAUAUCGAAGGGUUGUAAGAACACACAAGCAUGCGAAAACAACGCAAGAAACAACCCGAACCUUUGUAAACCGGAACAACACGGAUCAUAUUGUGUAUGUUGCUGUGAGAACGACAACUGCAACCGAGCAACGAGCGAUUGCAGCAAAGAACCGAAAUGCGAGAGACCUACAAACCCAGCAAAUGGUGCCGUAUCAUGUCCUGGAAACGAACUGCUAACACUGAACCAGGAGUGUACAUACAGCUGUAACGCAGGGUACAUACUGGCAGGAAACACAGCAACCAGAUGUACCAUGACGAAUACGAAUACUGCAGCUCUUAACAGUCAACCACCGACGUGUAGAAAAGCUCAGUGCACUCCUACACCAUUGAACCCGGAAAAUGGAGUUUAUGAAUGCACGGAUGCUUCAUAUCUUGAAAGUAGGUGCGAAUAUGCUUGUAACCCCGGAUUCGCAAUCGUUGGCGAAGCGGUAUUGACUUGCACGCUUAAGGUGGGGCAGGCAUCAUGGUCCACACCUCCACCCAUUUGCCAAAAGGUGACUUGUCAACCGUCACAGCAACCGCCAUUAAACGGUGGUAUCUCGUGCACGGCUGACAAUGCUAUUGGGAGUGUCUGUACCUUUCAUUGCAACGCUGGAUACUCGGUCAACGGGAGUGCUGUUUCAACAUGCGAAGACAACUUUGACGGUGACACAGACGGUGUUUGGAGUUCGACCCCACCGACAUGCUACCGUCAACAAUGCAAUCCUGCUUCAGUGGACCCCGAAAAUGGGGUUUAUGAAUGCAAUGAUGGUUCAUAUCUUGGAAGCAGAUGCGAAUACAGAUGCAAUCCAGGAUUCGCAAUCGUUGGUGUGGCAGUUUUGACUUGCACGCUUACUGAGGGAAACCCUUCAUGGUCUACACCUCCACCUAUUUGCCAAAUUGUGUCCUGCGACCUACAACCACCCCCAACAAACGGUGGGGUAUUAUGUACGGAAGCUCACAACGUUGGAAGUGUAUGUACAUAUGAUUGCGAUGCGGGAUAUGCAUUGAACGGCAGUGCUGUUUCAAGAUGUGUAGAUGACUUUGACGGCGACACAGACGGAGUUUGGACUUCGCCACCGCCGAUAUGCUUCCGUCACCAGUGUAGUCCUCCAUUGGCAGACCCCGAAAAUGGAUUUUAUGUAUGCAGUGAUGGUUCGUAUCUUAAUAGUAGAUGCGAAUACGGCUGUAACCCCGGAUUCGCAAUCGUUGGUGAAGCAGUUUUGACUUGCACGCUUACGGAGGGCAGCCCUUCAUGGUCUACACCUCCACCUAUUUGCCAAAUUGUUUCCUGCGACUUACAACCACCUCCAAUAAACGGUGGCGUGUUGUGUACGGCUGGACAUAACUUUGGAAGUGUCUGUACCUUUCAUUGCAACGCUGGAUACUCGGUCAACGGUAGCGCCGUUGCAACAUGCCAAGACAACUUUGACGGCGACACAGAUGGAGUUUGGAGCUCACCACCACCAAUUUGUCAAACUGAAACGCAGGAUGAGAUUCGUGAUACAGAACAUACAACUCCAAGCCCCGAAAAUGAAGUAACAUGCAGCAGCCUCGGCACAGUUGUGAACGGCAACUACACUUGCACCGAUCAGUUCUUCUCUAACUCUGUAUGCACGUUCCAAUGCGAUACGGAAAGUGGUUAUCAUUUAAUUCCGGCGAAUCAUAUCAACAUACGAUGUCUGGAGGAUGGUUCAUGGGAUCAGGACCCUCCAUGCUGCGACAGAAGCUGUCCUCCGUAUGCUGCUAUGGACUUCGUUCUAAUUCUUGAUUCAUCAUCCUCUGUUAAACGAAGAAAUUGGAACAUAAUAAAACGAUUUGGCAAAAACAUUCUUCAGGCAUUUGAUCUUGGGGAAGAAACUGGAAGGAUGGCCGUUUUCCGAUACAACAAAAGAGUUGACACCAACACGCAAAUACUUUUUAAAGACCAUCUCAAAAAUAGAACAAGUUUUUUCAAAGACUAUGAUCGCAUACCUUAUAACGGAGGGGGUACAUUAACUGGGCAAGCAUUGCGCCACGCUAAGAAUGUUAUAUUAGCUGAAGAAAAUGGCAACAGGCCUUCUGUUGUCGAUGUUGUGUUGACCAUUACUGAUGGAAGGGCCCAAGAUGAUGUCGGUAAUAUUUCAAGAGAACUCAGAGCAAACGGAGCCUUGACUUAUGUCAUUGGUGUACAACCUGGCAAUAAAAAAAAGUUGGACGAAAACGAAUUGCUGGAAAUCGCUGGCAGGAAAGAGAAUAUGUUUCUGGUAACGUCAGGUUUUGCAGCAUUGGAUCAACAGUUUGCUGAGAAAUUAAGUCAAUCGAUUUGCACAAGUCAGUGUGGAAGACCUCCAGUACCAAUUGUAUCAGCAGAAAUUCAAUGCUUGACAUCUCUCUCUGCACCGACCAACGGUUCGAUCGUUUGUUCUGAUGGUUACAACUUGGGAAGUCGAUGCGAGUUCGCAUGUGAAGUCACUCCUUCGCAGUCGUUUACACUUGUCGGUAACACUGAGUCAGUAUGUUUAUCCGAGGAUGGACUUACUGCUUCAUGGUCGCACCCUGCCCCAACUUGCAUUCGUACUCAGUGUAGUCAAGUUCCGCCGAUUCCAAAUGGAAGAAUGACUUGCCUUGAUGGAAACUUUGUCAACUCUGUUUGCACAUUUCAUUGCGAAACAUCGAAUGGCUAUUCGGUCUACCCUGAAACCAACAACGAAAUUACUUGUUUGAGCAACGGAACGUGGGACAAGCAAGUGCCAUGCUGUAGCAGACAAUGUCCUCCGUAUGCAGCCAUGGAUUUUGUUCUCAUUCUUGAUUCUUCAUCGUCGGUGAAAAGACGGAACUGGAAUAUUAUGAAACGCUUUGGAAAAAAUAUACUCAAUUCCUUUAACCUGGGUGACGACACUGCAAGAAUGGCUGUAUUUAGAUACAAUAAAAGAGUGGAUACCAAUAGCCAAGUACAACUGAAAGACUUUCCCACCAACAAGACAAAAUUAUUCCUUGCGUACGAUCAGAUACCUUACAAUGGAGGAGGUACACUAACGGGACAGGCUUUGCGUCACGCCAAAGAUGUGAUGUUUAGCGAAGAAAAUGGGAACAGACCCGGAGUGGUUGAUGUUGUUUUGACUAUUACUGAUGGACGGUCUCAAGAUCAUGUAAGGAAUGUAUCCCGGGCGCUUAGAGCAAAUGGAGUUCUGACAUAUGUCAUCGGGAUACAACCAGGAAACAAUAAGAAGUUAGACAAGAAUGAAUUGCUCGAUAUUGCUGGAAGCAGAGAGAAUAUGUUUCUGGUGACGGGAGGGUUCAGUGCGUUGGACCAACAGUUUGCUUACAAGUUAAGCAGAAGUAUCUGUACAAACCAAUGUGGCCAAGAACGACCUGGAGAAAUAACUUGUGAUCCUGAGCAAACAUCGCUUACGAACGGGGGUGUUACUUGCACGAGUAGCAACCAUUUAAACAGCGAAUGUAGUUUCACAUGUAACGAUGGGUAUAUGUUGUCUGGAUCGGCAACAUCGACAUGUAAUAUCAACCUAGAAGACAAUGAACAUGGAUCUUGGAGCAACGAGCCACCAGUAUGUCAAGAAAUACUAUGCACUGCUCAGAACGGCCCAAUGAACGGCCACACAAGUUGUGCAGGUGAUGUUUCUAUUGGGACUGUGUGUUCUUUUGUAUGUCCUUCCACAUACAAAUUGGUGGGUGAAGCUUCAUCAACUUGCGAAGAAGUUUCAGGAAAUCCACUUGGAAUUUGGAGCAAUGACGUUCCAUCAUGUCAACCCAUUGUGUGCACGCCUCAGCAAACAGCACCAACAAAUGGAGAUGUGUCUUGUGAUGACGAUAACCUUCUAUAUAGCGUGUGUACUUUCACUUGCAAUAGUGGCCACGUCUUGAUUGGAUCACCAACGAUAAAGUGCAACUUUGGUAAUACUACCACUGAUGGAGUUUGGAAUCACGAUGCUGCAGUUUGUCAAGAAAUCUUAUGUACUGCUCAUGCGGCCCCUGAAAAUGGUGGAACCAGUUGCAUAGGAGAAGUAGCUAUAGGAACUGUAUGUUCUUUCUCGUGUUCUGAGGGUUACAGACUCCUGGGGCCAUCUUCGUCGACUUGUGGAGAAAACAGCAAUGCCGGAACAUGGAAUAAAGAAGCACCAACUUGUAAACGAUUAUCAUGCUCUCCAACGCCCGAAGCCCCUUCUAAUGGAAAUGUAUCAUGCAGUGAUGGUGAUUUUAUCAACAGCAUAUGCUCAUUUACUUGCAGUACGGGCUUUACAAUAAUUGGACCAACUUCAACGACAUGUCAAACUAACGAUUCAAGUGAGGUAGAUUGGAACAAACCUGCACCUGUCUGUCAGCCAAUUAUGUGCCAGCCACCUCAAAAUGCACCCACUGACGGCUCUGUGUCUUGUACGAACGAAAACCAUCUCGACAGCGUGUGUACGUUCACAUGCAGUCAAUCGUAUGCCAUAAUUGGUGCUGCUGUUACUUCAUGUAUGAAUGAUGGUAAUGGGGAUGCAAUGGGAGAAUGGUCUGUUCUGCCACCAAUAUGUGAACGCAAACGCUGUCCUACACCCCCAUCAGCACCAUUGAAUGGAUUCAUAUCCUGCACACCAGAACUAUAUGUUGGUUCGUCGUGUGAAUUUGAAUGCGAUCAAUAUCACAGACCAGUUGGUCCGUUGUACAUUACAUGCGUCGAUCAGGAGAAUGCUGCUCCGGCAUUUGACAAUACAGCUCCAGUUUGUGAAAGGAUUGAGUGCAAUGCAAUUUCGUCUCUAAAGAACGGUCAUAUCAACUGCACAGAUGAUAACUUUGUAAACUCUGUAUGUACCUUCCAAUGUGAUUCUUCCAAUGGUUACUUCUUAUUCCCAGCCAACGAAACGACGUCAACGUGCUUGAACGAUACAACAUGGAAUAAACCAACACCAUGCUGUGCUCGUAGUUGCCCACCAUACGCAUCAAUGGACUUUGUCAUGGUUGUCGAUUCUUCUUCUUCAAUCGGGAGAAAGAAUUGGAGGAUUAUGAAGGAGUUUGGAAGAAACGUUUUGAAUACAUUUGUUUUAGCUGAAGACGCAGCAAGAAUGGCUGUGUUUCGAUACAACAGAAAGGUUGACAAUGUAACACAGGUCUUACUUAAUGAUCACAUUGGUGACAAGGAUGCGUUUUUGGCAGCCUACGACAGAAUCAACUACAAUGGUAGAGGUACAUGGACUGGCCACGCCUUACAACAUGCAAAGGACGUUAUGUUAGCUGCUGAAAAUGGAAACCGAGCUGAUAUUAAAGAUGUUGUGUUGACAAUUACUGAUGGCCGUGCACAAGAUAACGUUGUUGAUAUUUCUAAACAAUUAAGAGAUAUGGGAGUCCUGACAUACGCAGUGGGCAUCGUGCCGGGGAACAAAAAAGCGAUCGAUCGCAACCAACUAAUGGCAAUAGCUGGGUCAGAAGAAAACCUGUUUAUGGUUGAAUCUGGGUUUCAAGGUCUGGAUGAACAAUUUGCAUCCAAGUUAGCAAGGUCUAUUUGCACCAACCGUUGUGGAAGUACCUUGCAAUAAACUUGUGUUUACUAAGAGUAAACAAGAUUGUAAACCAACAAUGCAGAAACGAAUGUUUGAAUAAGGUUGCAAAUUGAAAAAAUAAUAAAAUGUCUGCUGCUGAUA